Molecule: messenger RNA, 673 nt
Organism: Alnus glutinosa
Lineage: Eukaryota; Viridiplantae; Streptophyta; Magnoliopsida; Fagales; Betulaceae
Exons: 2
Coding region: 93-545 (150 amino acids)
Source: RefSeq, a predicted model, not a curated record
AAGAUCACAACUCCACCUCUAGGGUUUAGCUUCAACCCCCUUUUGGCGUUCUAAAGUGUGUAGGGGUUUUCAGCUUUUUUGGAGCGUAAACAAUGGCGCAAGCGACAACGGCGACAGGGAAUGCGAUAGCGAAGCGGAAGCCGGUGUUCAUCAAGGUCGACCAGUUGAAGCCCGGCACGCAAGGCCACACGCUUAUUGUCAAGGUUGUAAGCUCCAAGCCCGUCAAGGUCGCCAACAACAAGCCUGGCCGAUCAUCGAUGCUUCUCUCUCGCCCUCACCAACCUACUCGUAUCGCCGAGUGCCUCGUCGGCGACGAGACUGGGACCAUCGUCUACACUGCUCGCAAUGAACAAGUUGAUAUCAUGAAUCCAGGCUCCACUGCAAUCCUUCGGAAUGCAAAGAUUGACAUGUUUAAAGGUUCUAUGAGGCUAGCUGUUGAUAAAUGGGGACGUGUUGAAGCUGCCGAACCUGCUAAUUUUGAAGUUAAAGAGGAUAACAAUCUUUCUCUAGUCGAGUAUGAACUAGUUAAUGUCAUUGAAGAAUGAUUGUAUCUUGUGGAAGUAAUGUUUUGACAUUAGGGGUUUGAUUUAUGUUUGCUGGCAGUGAACUGUUAUCUGGGUUCCAAUUUUUAUAUGUGGUAUGCAAGUCUUGCUGAAGCUGUUUUUAUCCCUAA